AUGGACCAGUCGAUGGGAGAGAUGCGCCAUGGAGCUCCCAGCCUUGAUCUCAAUGCUUCCGGUCCAGUAUGUUCUGCUCAUCCGGGUGAGUCUCAAGCUUCUAUGAGCAUAACUGUUGGAGAAGAAAUACAUGGGAAGGACUUCCUGGACGACGGAACAAGUGUCGAAUUCAGUGCAAGAUGCACUGAAGCAACCAGCGGCUGGACUAGGAGGGUUAGGAUUGGCAAGGCACGCGUCGAAAGGGAAAUGAGUGCAGCGAGGAAGAGUGCUUUGGAAUUAUCAGUGAGAGAUUACAUAACCAAGCGCGAUGGGAAUGUUGCCAACCCUGUUAUUGGAACCUCGUUCGACUCCAUAGAUGAGGCUUACAAUUUCUAUAAUUUAUAUUCAUGGGAGGUUGGUUUUGGUAUUAGGCUAUCAAAAAGCCGACUCAAUGUUAAUCGGUCAAGAUGCAUGCAAGAGAUUGUGUGCGGCUGUGCGGUUAGUCUUUGUUUCGCUGGGAAGCCAGUGAAAGAUAACACUAGAUCAUCCAGGUGUGGGUGCAAUGCUAUGAUCAGGCUAUUAAGGUCGGAAGACAAUGGGUGGUACAUAUGUGAGCAUCGCUCUUCACACAACCACCCUCUCUCGAUGACGUGUGGCGAAAAAAUGCACUCGCAAUCUCACAGACACAUUGACCGUUACACUAAAGAUUUGGUUACACAACUAAGGCAAAACAAUGUUAGUCUUGGAAAGGUCUUUAGUAUAGUUGGAAGUUUUUUUGGUUGUAUCGAAAAUGUUCCAUUCACCAAGAGGGCGUUAAAGACACUGUGUGGCAAGAUUAAUAAGGAGCAUAGUGAUUCUGAUGCCAGGAAAACAAUGGACAUUCUGUCUGAGAUGAAAGCAAAUGACCCGGCGUUCAAUUAUACUGUGCAGGUUGACGAGGAGAGCAGGAUAAAGACACUUAUGUGGGUGAAUGGUAAUAGCAUCGACCAAUACAUGUGUUUUGGAGAUGCUAUAACGUUUGACACAACAUAUCGGACAAACUUAUACGAUAUGCCAUUUGGAUUAUUUGUUGGUGUGAACAACCAUUUCCAGAGUAUAAUUUUUGGUGGAGCGAUGCUUAGGGAUGAGAAAGAGGAUACAUUCAGAUGGGUCUUUCGUGAGUUCAUUAGAAUGGUUGGUGGGAAGCAUCCACAGACGAUACUUACUGAUCAGGCUCGUUCUAUGGAAUUAGCGAUUGAGGCAGAGCUGCCAAAUACAGUGCACAGGUGGUGUAAGUGGCACGUGUUGAAGAAAGCGAAAGAAUCAAUGGGCGCAUUGUGGGGGAAGAAUAGUGAUUUCAAGACUGAGUUUCACAAGUUGGUCCAUCACAUGGUGAACGAAGAAGAGUUUGAAGGUGGAUGGGCUGCAAUGCUGGAGAAGUACUCGUUGAAGAAACAUCCAUUCCUGACACAAAUCUACGAGGUGCGUCACAAAUGGGCGAAGCCGUAUUUUAGGGGAGUGUUCUGUGCAAAAAUGACAAACACGCAACGGAGUGAGAGUGCAAAUCACAUGCUGAAGGGGUAUGUUCCGCCUGGCUGCCCUAUGCAUCUAUUCCUACACCAAUAUGAAAAACUACAAUUUGACAGAGAUUCUGAAGAAAGCUUCCAGGAGAAGCGCACCUCACUGAGUGGAGUAUCAUUAAGAUUUAACCUGCCAAUUGAGAGACAUGCAAGCAAAAUUUACACGAGGGCUAUGUUUGAGCAGUUUGGGGAAGCUCUCUACAAGGCUGGUGCCUAUGUAGUUGAUGUAGUCCAGCCUAUGGCAAUUUAUAAGCUAACACAUGUUGAUGCAGCAACGCGUGCGAGAUGGAGCAAAGUUGAGUUCAUAGUUAAAGUGAACGACGACAAAUCAUUUUUUAUCUGUGAAUGCGGGUCAUUUGAGCACUCUGGCAUGGUCUGUUGCCAUUCGUUAAUAGUCAUGAUUGAGUUGCGGCUUAGCAGAAUACCAACAAAGCAUAUAUUGAAGCGAUGGACGAGGGAUGCACGAGAUAUCUUGCCUGAGCGACUUGUCUGGUACCAAAGAGACAGUGGUCCUCCUGCUAGCAAUACAUACAGGCAUCAUACUAUGUACAUUCAAGCUUUGGAUUGCGUACGGCUCGGUGACAGCAAUGUGAAAUGUUUUGAAGUUUUCACGGCGAUGAUGAAGGAAGUUUAUAAAACCCUACUGCCUCUAAGCCAGGAUAAGGAUGGUAUGGGACUUGAAGAUUGCGAGACAGCUGUUGAUGGCAACAAUAUGGUUGAUCGUGUGCCGGAACUAUCAAACUGUUCAGGAAUUGCUCCCGCAAAGUCUAAACGGUCAGCGGGGAGGCCGUCUUCAAGCAGAGAGAAGGCUCCAUAUGAAGAGAAGCUGAAGAGACAGCAGAGGAGAACACAUGGGCGGGUUGGCGUGUACAUGCAAAUGGCUAUGCAUUUACUACAUCUGUACUACGAUCUUGAUGGUGGUGGUAAUGUACUGCCGGUCCCACAUGAAGCUUCCCAUUCUUCUUCGCUAGCUACCGCCAUUGAUGAGGCUAGUGUGCUAGGACAAGGUCCGAUAGCAAGGUGUGCGGUGGAUGAUAGCCGAGAUGGUACACAGAUUGCAGCUCGUGAAGAGCAUGUGUACAUCGAGGAGGGCACAGGGGACUUCGAUCCGAUGGUUGCAGGGGUGUGCUGUGCGGAAGAGUUGGUUCUGGAUGAUGGCGAUAAUGCGUCAUGCGUUGGAGCUGUGGAUGACAAAGCAGAUGAAGACGACGCAGAGAGCCGUCCAACGAAGCGCGCCAAGCUCUAG
Molecule: messenger RNA, 2784 nt
Organism: Hordeum vulgare subsp. vulgare (domesticated barley)
Lineage: Eukaryota; Viridiplantae; Streptophyta; Magnoliopsida; Poales; Poaceae
Product: protein FAR1-RELATED SEQUENCE 11-like
Exons: 11
Coding region: 1-2784 (927 amino acids)
Biological process (GO): regulation of DNA-templated transcription
Molecular function (GO): zinc ion binding
Source: RefSeq, a predicted model, not a curated record